This is a messenger RNA of Talaromyces atroroseus, 1125 nucleotides long. RefSeq lists its product as hypothetical. Gene Ontology annotation, biological process: mRNA processing. NCBI's taxonomy places the organism in Eukaryota, Fungi, Ascomycota, Eurotiomycetes, Eurotiales, Trichocomaceae. The transcript has 2 exons. The record is from RefSeq and is a predicted model, not a curated record. Gene Ontology annotation, cellular component: mitochondrion. Bases 1 to 1125 code for a protein of 374 amino acids.
AUGUUAUCCUCCUCCAUCCGACGUGCUGUCCGCACCACCUCGUCCACUGUUCCCUUCCCCAACGUCCUUCUGCCCACCACCGCGAACGUCGCUGGAGUCAAAAGCGGCCUUUUGCUGGGAGAGCACAACCGGCGAGCGCAACACCAACGCCGGUAUUCGUCUUCUUCAAAGCCACCAGUGCCUCCAAACGAUGGUUCGCGUCCAAUCGAUACUUCUUCUUCUUCUUCCCAAGCUCCCGCCAAAAAUGGUGUGAGCAACAAAUCUGCGGCACAGAAGCGUGAGGGUGGCAAGAAUAGUAACAAAGAACAUGGCCGAAAAGCCCCUUCAAAAUCAAGACGAGCCUAUUCCACUUUCUUGAAUUUGCCCAGUGUGCCUUCAACUCAAGACAUGCCCAUGCAAGAUGUACAUCUUGCCUCGUUCUUCUCAUUCCAUCGGCCCAUAUCCGUCAGCAAUUCAAUUCCUCCGACAACAAAUGAUGACGCUUUCAAUGCUAUCUUCGAAUCGAAAUCCAUGUCUAAAAAGGGACGAACCGACGUGAUCAAUACAUUAGCUUCGGCGGUGCAGUCCAUGGAGCAUGCCUACCACGGCCAGGAUGACUUGCGGCAUGCGGUGACGCAUGCAUCGGUCAGCAAUGCAGACCCAAGGAUCAUACACCUUGACGACGUCUCUGAAGAGGAGCUCCACACCUCCAUUGCCGAGUUCGCCCGACGCCUCACCCCCUUCAACCCCCCAGCGGCACCCAAACCAUACAACGCAGAAGAAAUAGCCGCCGCGGAGGAGGGUCCUGUUGAUGUUGUCGCUGAAGAAAAUCCAAACGUUCGAACGUAUUCCACCGUCCUCACCAUCCGCGAAACAGCCUACGCAGAUGGUCAACGGACCUUCCAGACGUACGUUGCACCAUUAGUCCCGGAGGAACAACACGGAGAUAUAGAAGCACCAAGCGCCAACGAAACGGCACUCGACGAACCAAACAGACCAAACUCAUCCUAUAUCGAGCGCACCGUUAACAAUACCAUGUACGCCAUCUCCGUUCGACGACAACGGAAAUUGAAGAUGAAGAAGCACAAAUUCAAGAAAUUGCUACGAAAGACGCGAACCCUUCGUCGAAAGCUUGACAAAGCUUAA